Messenger RNA from Haemonchus placei, 2970 nucleotides. The record is from the annotation of a GenBank genome assembly. NCBI's taxonomy places the organism in Eukaryota, Metazoa, Nematoda, Chromadorea, Rhabditida, Trichostrongylidae.
UUGCAGGCAGUCACCCUAGGCUUCGGUAUUGCCGUCUCAGGUGGUCGUGAUAAUCCACAUUUCACUUCUGGUGACCCGGCUGUUGUGAUAUCAGACGUCGUACCAAACGGACCAGCCUGGGGACUGCUUCAAGUAAACGACCGUAUUCUCUCAGCCAACGGCGUCUCUUUCGAGAGCAUCGACUAUUCGAGCGCUGUCGAUAUUAUCAAGAACGCGGAACACAUCAAUAUGAUUGUUAAACGAAGAGUAGCGAUGCCUAUUAUGGAAUUCGAGCAGCGCACAUUAAAAUUUACUUUGUCUAAAUCGAGAAAAAAAGACGAUUUUGGAAUUGUGUUAGGCUGCAGAUUCUAUAUUAAGGAGAUUCGAAAUCCGAAAUUGGCAGAGAAGGAUCCAGGAUUAAGAGAAGGUGACUCAGUUCUUCGAAUAAAUGGUCAAAGUGUAGAUGGAUCGACGCUUGAAGAAGUGAAUAAAUGGCUUGAAAGGUCACGGGACAAAUUGUGCCUAGUGAUACAGCGUGAUGUUCGUCGUGGGACGAGCAGAUGGCCUAGUCAGAAUACGGUAUAUGAACGGGUGGGUUCGGUGUCGGCAACGCCGCGACACAGUCCGAGCCCUAUGGUUCCGCAUCAACCACUAUCACAAAGAUCUUCACACGAAUACAUCAACUCACCACGUUGGCGUGAUGGCAGUUUGGUGGACGAACGUCGUGUAUCAAGCCCGGCGGUAUCCAGCACCCAUAUGCCAUCACAACCUAGGCAGAAACCAAAACCGGAUCAGAACGGUGUAAGGACGGUGACCUUUCGGAAGGUGAGAUCUGUCGGCGGAAGCGUUGGAAUUCGUGUGAUCGGUGGUAAUGAAGUCGGAAUUUUCGUCUCGGCUGUAGCGGCCGAUUCACCGGCGGCGCUGCACGGUGUCUGUUGUGGAGAUCGUAUCGUAGAGGUAAAUGGUCGAUCGAUGCGCGGUGUGACUCGGGAGUCGGCUGUUCAACUGCUCCUAGCACUCGAUGAUCAUGUCUCAUUACGAUUAGAACACGCCAGACAAGAUUUCGAACAUGUCCGUAAUAGUCAACUGGGAGAUAAUUUUUACAUCAGGUCGCAUUUCACAAAAGAGAAGAAGUCAAGUCCAUUGGAGUUGUCGGUGAGCGAAGGUGACAUUUUCCAUGUCACGGAUACCCUUUUCGGCGGUACGGUCGGUCUUUGGCAAGCGUCUAGGGUCUAUUCUGCCAAUGCCAAUAAAGGCGAACCACCCAAAGGAGUGAUCCCAAAUCAGGCUACCGCCGAGUCAUUAGCACGUGAACAGCGUCGAUUAGCGGAAACAAAAGGACGAGGAGGCACGUUACUCCGACGGAAACUGGAAUCUCGUCGGACGAAGUCGUUGACAAAGAAUGUAUUGACCGAUCCAACUGAGCUUUCUUCAAGUGCUCCACCACCGGCCUAUGAGCGUGUGGCGCUGAAUACGCCUAGCUUUCACCGGCCGGUGGUCCUUUUCGGACCGUUAGCAGACGUGGCUAGGUCAUACCUUCUGUCGCAAUUUCCAACUCGAUUUGCUGAACCGUCACCAAGGGGCGGAGUUAUCCGUCUUGCGGCCCUCGACAGUGUAAUCGCAUCUGGAAAACACUGUGUUCUGGACAUUAGCUUGGAAUCGGUGGAACGACUCCAAUUAGCUCAAUACGCCCCCAUUGUAGUUCUGAUCGAUGUCGAUGGAAGGUCACGAAUUCGAGAAAUUCGUAAAAAGCUGAAUGCCCCUCACCUUUCGUCGAAAAAGCUGGCUGAACAAGCGAGUCAGAUCAAGAAGCAUCAUUCUCAUUUGUUGUCUGCGACCGUAGACGCGACUAAUGAGGAGUCAUGGUUUGAUGCAUUGCGUGAUUUGGUUAUCCAUUUACAACAACGACGGCUAUGGAUGCCAGAAUUCCCACCGAAUUUGCCAUUGGAGGACGUAUUGCUGUUCCCAUUGUCAUCACGGGGUAUUAAUUACGAUUCGGAUAUGGAGUCCUUGAAAGGAGACUAUUCGGACUAUUCAAUGCGUGGCCCACCACCACAGAUGCAUGGGAUGAGCCACAACCUCAGCAGACGGCUCCUAUCUCACCGGCCAAAUCGGCCAGCACGGAGCCAACGUCAUCUCAAACCACCCCCUAACGGACGCCAUCCAAGCUCUCCGGGCUAUUACCACGUCAAACAGCUGUUGAAUGAUGACUCUCUGUAUCAUGAUGCUCGACUGGCAAAUGAGAUUGCUAACGUACGUCUUAGGGAAGAGGCAAGAAUUAGAGAUGAUCGAUUACGAGGUGAACAACGACUGCAUGAUAGACCCCAGGUUCGUUUGCCGAUAUCUCGUAUGGAUUCGCCAAGUUUGAUUUCGAACAGUGUAACAUCAGCACCUGUGCCUCCUAUUCGAAACUCGACCCUCCAGUCUGGCACUAAUGGGUUCGUCCUGAUUGUACCUAUCAGUUUUACUGCCAUGGCCGCCCCGUCUAACUUCCCAGGAGUUGCUUUCGGGGAUGACUUUAGGGAGGCGUACGGUGAGACAACUAAAUUGUACUCCUCGUAUGUUCAGAUUCAAGAUCCGACAAUAGUUGAAGAGACGAAUGCGGUAAUUGGUCAUGAAGGUGGAGUGCUGAACUGUCCAGCUUCCGGUGUCGAACUACGAAUUCCAAAAGGGGCAAUUCCACCGGGUGAAUCGCAUGAGAUUUAUGUUAAGGUUUGUCGUGAUGGUGAUUCGCCGCCAAUCGACAAAUCCAAAGGAGAAACAUUGCUAUCUCCACUUGUGAUGUGUGGACCACAAGGACUUAAUUUCCUGACGCCAUGUGAACUUCGGCUACCACAUUGUGGUCCAGUAGAUGCUGAUGGUCAAUGGUCAUUUUCUUUGAAAGCCGGUGAAGGUGGCGAAUGGCAGCAUAUGGACGUUCAACCACAACCGAAAUCCAGCAACGGUAACGGAGAUCGUCAGUAUCUCUCCGUUAUGAUUACGCACUUCUGA